AUGUUUAGUACGCUUCGAAGAUUUAAUUGCGUAGUUUGGAUUUUUGUGAUCGCAGUUCUUGGGUUUUUGACCGUGGUUUACAUCAAUGAAACGAAGAAGGCUUUGAGCGAACAAAACGUUGUCGAUGAUCUUCCAAAGAAAGGGCAUGCGUCUCACUCGAAUGCUCGACUUGAAGAAAAACGAUCUGAGAAAAAUCCAGAAGUUGACAAGCCAAAGCCCGGAGUAAUAGAACCUCUACGAAAAGCGGAAAAAUCCGACAAAUUGACAUAUUCGCCGAUGCAGGGUGCGGGGGGUUCUGAGCAGAUUUUCCGUGAGAAAAUCGUGCAUCUCGAUCUCAAAGGCGGCCCUCCGAAGGUCGCCUACAUCAAGGAAUUUUUCAAAUUAAUCCGAGCUUUCGGAGCAACCGGAGUCUUGAUCGAGUACGAAGAUACUUUCCCGUAUUCUCUCAUAUCAUCCAAUUCUUCUAUUCGUUACUCUCUGAAAGAAAUCCGAGAAAUUCUGGACUCAGCCUCGGAGCACGGACUCCAAGUAAUCCCACUUCUCCAGACUUUCGGCCAUUUGGAAUUUAUGCUGAAAAGACGAGAGUUCGAAGAUUUGAGAGAGAAUGUUUCUAUUCCACAAGCGAUUUGUCCGUUGAAGACUCGGGCUGUGAUGACAGUGAAAUCAAUGAUUGACGAGGUCAUGGAAGUUCAUAAGCAUUACAAUGUCUCUCGGCUUCAUUUAGGCAUGGACGAGGUUUACCUCCUUGGAACAUGUUCGAAAUGUCGAGAACGGAACGUGCAUGACCUUUUUUUGGACCAUGUUUCAACUAUUGUGGAUCAUGUGGAGGAAAAGUAUCCCGGCGUGAAGAGUUUGAUUUGGGACGACAUGCUGAGAAAAAUGUUGAGAGAAUCGGGAAAUUCUUUCUCUGUCCCUGCGAAAGCGCUGAAAAAACUGCGGAAAAGGGUCGAGCCGGUUGUUUGGUGGUACAGGAAGCUUCCCGAAACCCUCAAAAGCCAGGACACGUUUUUCAAAAUGAGCCAGUAUUUCGGUUCAGUUUGGGCAGCAGGUGCGUUCAAGGGUGCCGAUGGGUCCACCGUUUUGUUGCCCAAAAUUGGAAACAGGCUGCAGAAUCUGGUUCAGUGGUUGGACAAUGGAUUGAAUCAAGGAGCCCUGUUGGGGCAAGGGGGUUUCGAAGGGAUCGUAUUGACUGGUUGGUCGCGCUAUGAUCACUUUUCUGUCUUGUGCGAGUUGCUGCCUGCUGGAAUGCCGUCGUUGAUUCUCAGUCUGGCUGUUCUGAAUUCCUUGAAUUCCAGACGCAGUUACAGAAACUCCCUGGAGCCGAAGCAUUUGCAAGAAUCUGUGGUUGAACAAAUCACCCGUAAACUCGAAUGCCCGCAGUUCUCAGUGACUACGAAGGAUCUGUUUUCCGAAAAUGCCCCAAGCGUAUACAGUGCAUUCAGGGCAUGCUCAUUUCCAGGAAACCAAGUCUUUCUAGUUUUGAACGAGCUUGAAACGUUCCUGGAGGGUUUUCAUGCGUGGAAGAAAAACUCUAGAAUCAGUGGUUGGAUGAACGAGUACAAUUUUCGAAGGAAUUACUUUCAUAUCUCGGCUUGCCCCAAAGUUUGUAGGAAUCAAGUCAAGGAUCAAAGCAACGCGCUUCAACGUUUGAUUGACAAUUUGAAGGCAUCUUUCAAAGUCGUGUUCCCGAAUUUCGUUGUCGAAGAAUUCGUUGAGCUUAAGUUGAGAGAACCUGUGGAAUUUCUGGGUUCCUUGCGCGAACAAUUUCGCAAAGCUGACAAAAACGUGGACUGGCCUGACAGACCCUUUAGUCCCGAUCCAUCAUCUGAAAUGAGUCACAGUGUUCCUGUACCACCUCCUCUUCCAGUGUUGGAUAUUGGAGAGAGGAAGGUUUGUUCGCCAGUACCUAAACCCUUGGACCUUCGGGAUGAAGCUGCUAAAAUUGCGCAGAAGCUAUCUGAGGAAAAUACGAGUGAACCCAAUCGAGAACCCUUCAUCUACUUCGGUUCCAAAGUUGACAUCAUCACCCCUGUGCUACAACAAGGGCCGACUUGUGGCCUCGUGGCAGCAGAAAUGGCGAGCAAAAUGUUACUCACCUCAGGACAAUUAUCUGUGGAAGACCUCCUUGUUCAUUGCAUUCGAAAGAAAACGACCACCCAUGGCGAAAUGUUUUCUGCGGAUUGGCUAGGAUCAGCUGUUGCUGAUUUGAACCCGAAUUUGAGCUUCUCUGUAGAAAAUGCCAAUGAUUUUGAGUCGAUUUUCCUGCAUUUACAAGCGGGGAAUCCGAUUCUCAUUCCCUAUGAUACCGAUGCCAAUCAUCAGCCCGCGUUGAAACGGGGUCACAAGGCUCAUUGGGCAGUAGUUUUUGCUGCUGUGAUCAUCCCCGGGUCAUCUGAUGUAGUCCAUCAUAAACCAGAAAGGACAUGGUUAUUGGCCUUGCAUGGGAAAAGCUGCCACGUUCAGGUGUGGCAGUACGCCGAUUUUCUUGAAAGCAACCUCAAUUUGUCAGAAAUUAGCCCAGAAAAGGCUGACUAUUGUGUUCCUGACGCUUCUAGGAAAAUCGGUGGUACUUCGAUUCCGACGAUGAAAUUGUCAAAAUCGUUCUGCUUUCUUUGGGUUUCUGCUGAAACUGAUUUUCGGAGGCUGUUAGGAGUUAUGGAAAUACUCGAGACAACCCGUAGCCGGCCUAAAAUUGCGUACAAGGGCUAUCUUUACGUGAUGUACUCAGACAGGAGAAAGAAUAAGAAGAACCACAUCAUCUGGAAAUGCGAGAAAAACGACUGCAAAGGAAGAGCAACUACGCCCCUGGACUACGAAAAUCGAAUCGGUGAAGACGUCGUUGAAGUUCAACAAGAACAUUAUCAUCUGGCGGAUAAUGUGGAUUUGGAAGUUGCCGCUGUGAGAGGAGAAGUGAUGAAACGCGCAUUGAACAGCAGGGAACCUGUUGGCGAACUUCUUUCUGCUGUUUUGUCAAAAUUUAGUGUUACCCAACGUGCUUUAGCAGAAAUUACUGCCAGUAGCAGUGGCAUCAAAAAGGCAGCGCAACGUUUAAGGAGUAAACAUAACAUUAAAGUGGAAGUUAAGCCUUCAAUUAAAAAAGAAGGUGGAGAUGGUAAAAGAAAAUCGGCCCCACGUCCAAGGAGGAGAAAGAAGAAGAAGAGUGAGGAAAGCAGCACCUCAUCAUCACAACCUCUGCAAGCAACACUUAUCAAGAAGGAGGAAAUUAAGCUUGAGCGUCCAACUCCAACACUCAGAUUCACCUGGGGCAAGGCCAGAGUGGAAAGGAAGAGUUUGUUCGGAAUGUGA
Molecule: messenger RNA, 3306 nt
Organism: Notodromas monacha
Lineage: Eukaryota; Metazoa; Arthropoda; Ostracoda; Podocopida; Cyprididae
Source: the annotation of a GenBank genome assembly